Thermothielavioides terrestris NRRL 8126 is the source of this 621-nucleotide messenger RNA. RefSeq lists its product as uncharacterized. The coding region runs from base 1 to 621 and encodes 206 amino acids. Lineage: Eukaryota; Fungi; Ascomycota; Sordariomycetes; Sordariales; Chaetomiaceae. The transcript is spliced from 2 exons. The record is from RefSeq and is a predicted model, not a curated record.
AUGUGCAGUCCAAGUUGGACCAGAGUAGGUCCUGAGAGGAGGAAGCCCGUCACUUGGCAUGCCUUCGUCGCCAGGGGCACCUAUGCUACCGCCUUUCAGAGGGGCGACUACAGGAAGCACUUUGCCGACGACGUCCUGAUUGUGGAGAAGCAUGGGCGGAUCUGCCAGCACAUCAAAUCGAAGAGGAACCUCGUUCUGCUCGUGGUGAGCGCGAGAAUGAACUUCCACAACUUUGCCGGUCCGGCCGUCGUUCGGAACCUUGCCAAGGAGAAUCCCGAGCUCGUCACCCAAGUCGUGGUCGUCUUGACGCGUCCAGACCAAGCCUUGUCCGUCCGCGAGAGCAAGGACCUGCUGAGCGCAAGACUCAAGUUGGCCGAUCUCUAUAUCAAUCGUUGGCAUGUGCACGAAGACUCACAGCCAAGAACAGCGAGCUUGCGAACCCCUGGAGCAGAGGGACAAGCUGUAGAAAGACCUUUUCGCCAACAACCCAGAGUGGCAGAACGUGGAGCACCGCCAAUAGGGCAUUGGCGCCCUCAAAGCAACCCUUCGAGAUGUCUUCGAAGACACAUGCAAAACGCCCUGCACGAUCUCAUCUCAGAGGACGAGGCCCGAAUCGGGUAG